Molecule: messenger RNA, 1896 nt
Organism: Trichosurus vulpecula (common brushtail)
Lineage: Eukaryota; Metazoa; Chordata; Mammalia; Diprotodontia; Phalangeridae
Product: zinc finger protein OZF-like
Exons: 4
Coding region: 32-1648 (538 amino acids)
Biological process (GO): regulation of transcription by RNA polymerase II
Molecular function (GO): DNA-binding transcription factor activity, RNA polymerase II-specific; RNA polymerase II cis-regulatory region sequence-specific DNA binding
Source: RefSeq, a predicted model, not a curated record
UUCCCCAGAGGUGAAAGUAUUGAGCAAAGCCAUGGCCCUUGUCCUUCUCCCUCCCAUGGCUCACCAGGCAUCUGUGACAUUCGGAGAUGUGGCUGUGGUCUUCACCCCAGAGGAGUGGGGGCACCUGUGCCCUUCCCAGAAGGAGCUGUACAGGGACGUGAUGCUGGAGAACUACCGGAACCUGGUCCAUCUGGGACUUACAGCCUCCAAACCAGAUGUGAUUUACCAGCUGGAGCAAGUGAAAGGCCCUUGGGUGCCUGAGGGAGACAUCCCAGCAACCAGCUGUCCAGAUUUUGAAACUAGACCUGAAACCACGCAGUUCUUUCCAGAACUGGGCCUUUCUAUGGAAGUAUCAUCCCAUGAGAAAUUUCUAACAGAUGAUCCUGGUGUCUCCCCAUUGGGAGAAGACUUGGAAUGUGGUACCUGGUUAGAGAGGCAGUGGAGCAAUGAAGGAGAGGAGCUUUGUGAAUAUAACGACUGUGAAAAGGUCUUCUAUGGGCAUAUAAGACUUAUUGAACAUCAGAAGAUUCCCACCACAGAGACUUAUGAAUGUAAGCAUUGUGGGAAAGCCUUUCAUCAGAGGUCAGGACUUAGAGACCAUCAGAGAAUUCAUACUGGAGAAAAGCCUUAUGUGUGUACUCAGUGUGGGAAAUCCUUCAGCUGCAAGUCCACCCUGACUUCCCAUUAUCGACUUCAUAUUGGCAAGAGACCUUAUGAAUGUAACGUUUGUGAGAAGGCCUUCCAUCAAAGGUCAGGACUUACUGAACAUCAGAGAAUUCAUACAGGAGAGAAGCCUUAUGAGUGUAAAGAAUGUGGGAAGGCUUUCCGACAAAACGUACAUCUUACUGGUCAUUUGAAAAUUCACUCUCAAGAGAAGCCUUAUGCCUGUACUAAAUGUGGGAAAUCCUUCAGUCGCAAAUCAACCCUCACUUGCCAUUAUAAAGUUCAUAUUGAUGACAGACCUUAUGAAUGUAAAGAAUGUGGAAAGGCCUUUCAUCAGAGGUCAGGACUUGCUGAACAUCAGAAAAUUCACACAGGAGAGAAGCCUUAUGAAUGUAAGGAAUGUGGGAAGGUCUUCCGACAGCAUGUACACCUAACUUCCCAUCAGAAAAUUCACAUUAGAGAGGAUGCUUUUGUAUGUACUAUAUGUGGGAAGUUCUUCUCCUGUAAGUCAACCCUGACUUCCCAUUACAAAAUUCACUCUCGUGACAGACCUUAUCAAUGUAAUGAAUGUAAGAAGGCUUUCCACCACAGAGCAGACCUUAUUAGACAUCAGAGGAUUCAUACUGGAGAGAAGCCUUUUGAAUGUAAGGAAUGUAGGAAAGCCUUCCAUCAGAUUACACAGCUUACUCGACAUGAAAGGAUUCAUACUGGAGAAAAGCCUUUUGGAUGUACCAAAUGUGGCAAAUUUUUCAACUGCAACUCCUACCUCAUUUCCCAUUAUAGGAUUCAUAUUGAUGACAGACCUUAUGAGUGCAAAGAAUGUGGAAAGGCCUUUCGCCGGAGCACACAGCUUACUCGACAUCAGAGAAUUCACACUGGAGAAAAGCCUUUUGAAUGUAAUGAAUGUGGGAAGGCCUUCUAUCGGAGGUCAGGACUUACUGGACAUCAGAAAAUUCAUACUCGAGAGAAACCUUACAGAAUGUAAACAAUGUGUUAAUGCCUUCUGCCAGAAGGUGGGAUUUAUUUGACUUCUAAAAAUUCAUACUAGAUAUUAUGGACACACCUCAUGUAUGUAAAGUUUGUGGGAAAGCCUUUCUCAAGAGCAAGUAGUUUACCCAACACCAAAGGAUCACACUGGAAAGAAGCCUUGUGAAUGCAGAGUCUUAGGAUGUAGUAUGUAUAAGGAGUUGAGUUGGACCAUACUCUUCGCUGAAAAAAUUUGAAUUAAAACUA